This is a messenger RNA of Paramecium primaurelia, 757 nucleotides long. The record is from the annotation of a GenBank genome assembly. Lineage: Eukaryota; Ciliophora; Oligohymenophorea; Peniculida; Parameciidae.
AUGUCUGCCUCAUUGGAACCAAAGAUCUCUAGAACAUCAUCAGUCGAUGAAAAAUAAGAUAAUGUACUUUUUAAAAGCAAAAUAUAAAAACUGAUUCAGAGCAAGGAUAAUAAUAAUCUAUAUCGGUUAUUGAAAAAAAACAAGAAGAGCAGGUUUUUAUUUACCCUAUAGUUAAAGAACAUCAUACAAAUAAUUAAAGUAUGAAGGGAUUAUCUACAAAAUUGGUUAAAAUCUCUGCAUAAAAGCUGAUAGAAGAAUAGAUUACGUUGCUAAACUAAUUAAAAUAAUCAAGCUUGUUGAUAAUGAUGAUGAAAUUUACCCUUUAAUUAAAGUUCAAUGGUAUUAUAGAAAAUUUGAAUUGGAAAAAAUACCAAAGCCUUAUAUGGAUUAUAUUUCAGAGAAUGAAGUAUUCAAAACUAAUGAAUAUGAUUAUAUUGAGAUUGAAAGUAUAGUGAGUUUAGCUUCUAUACUAACUUAUGAGGAAUUUGAUUAAUUAGAAACAAUGAAUGAUACUACUUAUUUUAUGAGAGCUGCAUAUAUAAAUGGAACAUUUUAACCUCCAAUAGAAGAAUGGACAACAACAUGCAUAUGUUAAAAACCUCCAAAUCCAGAUUUGAAGUAAUUUAAAUAAUUAAAGAUUUUAAGGUAUAUAUAAUGUGAGGCAUGUCAAGGAUGGUGCCAUUUGAAUUGUUUAAAAUUGACUAAAGAAAAAGCAAAAAAAAUACUAAAAUUUAUUUGUCCAAAAUGUUAAUAAUGA